AUGGAAACCAUGUUGAGGGCACUUUGUUGCAUUGCGUUUCUUGUGCUACUAACAUGGAUCCCAAGUGGAAGUGCCCAAGAUAGCACUUGCCUAAGCAAGCUUUCACCUUGCCUAAAGUACCUUAAUGGCACUGAAGAGCCCCCUAAUAGUUGCUGUGAGCCACUUAAAUCAGUGAUUGAAUCAGAUGCAAAAUGCCUGUGUAGCUUGGUAAGCAACAAAGGCACAAGGCAAGCUGAACAAGCUGGAAUCAAUAUCAAUGAGGCUCAGAAUUUGCCUGCUCGAUGUGGCCAACAUGUCAAUCCAUUGUCCUGCCUCGCAAGUUCCCCUGGUUCGAUGGAGUCAGAGCAAAAUUCAGCAACCAAGUUGAUGGAUGUGUCUCAGGGCGUUAUAAUUAUUUUAGCUUUGUCAAUUAUUGGACAUUUAUAA
Abrus precatorius (Indian licorice) is the source of this 426-nucleotide messenger RNA. Its product is annotated as lipid transfer-like protein VAS. The record is from RefSeq and is a predicted model, not a curated record. The coding region runs from base 1 to 426 and encodes 141 amino acids. Gene Ontology annotation, molecular function: lipid binding. Gene Ontology annotation, biological process: lipid transport. NCBI's taxonomy places the organism in Eukaryota, Viridiplantae, Streptophyta, Magnoliopsida, Fabales, Fabaceae. The transcript has 2 exons.